AUGUCGGGGGCAACUGCAGCAAAAGGAAAGAAGCAGGCAAACAAGAACGCCUAUAGGCGCGCGAAGAAGAAGGCACAUCGCUCUGAGACACCAUCCGAAGCUGGCGACUCUGCGCGUGAGAGCGAAUCCGCUGAACCAGAAAGCGACACCAAUAACGAUGUACAGGCGGUGAAGUCUGCGGACUUGGUUGACGUCGACGACAUCGCGAAUCAGUACGAUCUAGACAACCCGCUGUUCGAGCAGUAUAAAGACAUAUUUGAGAAGUUUAGAGAACGAACUGAGGAGGAGGUUGCUACCAAAGACGAAGAAAAGCCGGAGAUCUACUACAGCGACAAUGACGACGUCAGCGAGGAAGAGGAUGGCACACCAAAGAUCUCUAAGAAACAGCGGAAGGCCAUGAGCAAGCUCUCAGUUGCUCAGUUGAAGUCUUUGGUCAACAAACCCGAGCUGGUAGAAUGGACUGACGUGUCUUCCUCGGACCCGCAGCUAUUAGUGGCCAUCAAAGGAGCCAAAAACGUCAUCCCUGUACCGACGCAUUGGUCUCUGAAGCGAGAGUACCUGUCCUCGAAGCGAGGUAUCGAGAAGCCGCCUUUUGCGCUGCCGAAGUUCAUUCAAGAGACUGGUAUUGCCGAGAUGCGUGAUGCUGUCCUUGAGAAGCAGGCAGAGAUGACGAUGCGACAAAAGCAGCGUGAGCGCGUUCAAGGAAAGCUCGGCAAACUCGAUAUCGAUUACUCGAAGCUUUACGACGCUUUCUUCCGACGACAGACGAAGCCCGAGUUGACACGGUACGGAGAGGUAUAUUACGAAGGCAAGGAGUUCGAGACCAACCUCGUGAACCUCAAGCCGGGCGAAUUGAGCGAGGAGCUGAGAGAGGCCCUCGGCAUGGCACCUGGCCACCCACCGCCAUGGCUUAUCAACAUGCAACGUUUUGGCCCGUCACCUUCCUAUCCCAACAUGCGCAUUCCCGGUGUCAAUGCGCCCAUUCCUCCAGGCGCUUCUUGGGGAUUCCAGCCCGGCCAGUGGGGUAAACCUCCAACCGACGAUGCCGGUCGACCGCUGUUUGGUGGCGAUCUCUAUGGUACCAGCGUUCUCGAGGAGCAGCAGCAGCCCACACACGAAGGUGAGCCCGUUGAGCGCACAACAUGGGGCGUAUUGCGCGCUGAAGGCGAGAGUGAGGACGAAGAGAGCGACGAAGAGGAGGAUGAGGAUGAAGAAGAGGAGGACGAAGAGGAGGACGCAAGUGGGAUUCAGACGUCGAUGACUGGCGCUGCAUCUGCCAUGCCAUCGGAGAUUGGUGGCACAGAAAGCAUUGGUGGCGAGUUCACACUUCGCAAGCAGCGUAAAGGUAUCGAAACCGAAGAACCAGGUGCACCGCGAAGCGCAUACCAAGUCCUUCCUCAGAAGAACAUUUCGGCAUCGGGUUUCUUCGGUGGCGAGCACGCUUACGAUCUCGAUGCAGCGAAGAGGGACCAGCUCGGAGCGGCGCAGAGGAAACGAAAGGUGGGCGAUGUUGACAUCUCUGUGGACGUGGACCAGUUGGCGGAUAGCGACAAGCUGGACAAGGAUGCUCUGAAGAAGGAGUACGAGUCGAGGCAGCGAGCGGAAGCUGCAGGACAGUGGCAAAGCAUUGAUCAAGACGAUCUGGCCGACAUGAUAGCGUCGGAGAGCAGAAAGAGGGUCAAGAGGGAAUCAGAACGUGGUGGCAAGCGGUAG
Molecule: messenger RNA, 1713 nt
Organism: Ascochyta rabiei
Lineage: Eukaryota; Fungi; Ascomycota; Dothideomycetes; Pleosporales; Didymellaceae
Exons: 2
Coding region: 1-1713 (570 amino acids)
Biological process (GO): mRNA splicing, via spliceosome
Cellular component (GO): U2 snRNP; precatalytic spliceosome; U2-type spliceosomal complex
Source: RefSeq, a predicted model, not a curated record